CAAAGGCCGACCAGCCCUUCUCGACAAUUUUCCUCACGUCGGCUCCCCAAACUUCCAUCAACCACUCGUCUCAAUCUCCCCUCCCGCAAUUGCAAGCCGCUUGCAAUUGCCUUUCCUCGACCCAAGAGGCGCCACAUCCCUCUCCAAGAUGUUCAGGAACGCCCUCCGACAGAGCACUCGCGCCGUCGGCGCCCUCUCUGCCACGAGCAGAGUCGCCGCACGAAAUGCCGCACCCGCCGUCUCUGCCAUCCAAGCCCGCACCUACGCCGAUGCCAAGGCCUCCCCGACCGAGGUCUCGUCCAUUCUCGAGCAGAGAAUCCGCGGCGUCCAGGAGGAGGCCGGCCUUGCCGAGACCGGCCGUGUCCUGUCUGUCGGUGAUGGUAUCGCCCGUGUGCACGGUAUGGCCAACGUCCAGGCCGAGGAGCUUGUCGAGUUUGCCUCCGGUGUCAAGGGCAUGUGCAUGAACCUCGAGGCCGGCCAGGUUGGUGUCGUGCUUUUCGGUUCCGACCGUCUCGUCAAGGAGGGCGAGACUGUCAAGCGUACCGGCGAAAUCGUCGAUGUCCCGGUCGGUCCUGAGCUUCUCGGCCGUGUUGUUGAUGCCCUCGGCAACCCCAUCGAUGGCAAGGGUCCCAUCAACACCAAGGAGAAGCGCCGUGCGCAGCUCAAGGCCCCCGGCAUUCUCCCCCGCCGUUCCGUCAACCAGCCCGUGCAGACCGGUCUCAAGUCUGUCGACGCCAUGGUGCCCAUCGGUCGUGGUCAGCGUGAGCUGAUCAUUGGUGACCGUCAAACCGGCAAGACUGCCGUCGCUCUGGACGCCAUACUCAACCAGAAGCGGUGGAACAACGGCACCGACGAGAGCAAGAAGCUCUACUGCAUCUACGUCGCUGUCGGCCAGAAGCGUUCUACCGUCGCCCAGCUCGUCAAGACUCUCGAGGAGAACGACGCCAUGAAGUACUCGAUCGUUGUCGCCGCCACCGCCUCAGAGGCUGCUCCUCUGCAGUACAUUGCUCCUUUCACUGGUGCUUCAAUCGGGGAGUGGUUCAGGGACAACGGCAAGCACUCGCUGGUCAUCUACGACGAUCUGUCCAAGCAGGCCGUGGCCUACCGUCAGAUGUCACUGCUGCUGCGUCGUCCCCCCGGACGUGAGGCCUACCCCGGUGACGUCUUCUACCUCCACUCUCGUCUGCUCGAGCGUGCCGCCAAGAUGAACGACAAGCACGGCGGCGGCUCCAUGACUGCCCUCCCCAUCAUUGAGACCCAGGGUGGUGAUGUGUCUGCCUACAUUCCCACCAACGUUAUUUCCAUCACGGACGGCCAGAUCUUCCUGGAGUCUGAGCUCUUCUACAAGGGUGUCCGCCCGGCCAUCAACGUCGGUCUGUCCGUGUCGCGUGUCGGUUCCGCCGCCCAGCUCAAGGCCAUGAAGCAAGUCGCCGGCUCCCUGAAGCUCUUCUUGGCUCAGUACCGUGAGGUCGCUGCCUUCGCCCAGUUCGGCUCGGAUCUCGAUGCCGCCACCAAGCAGACCCUCGCCCGUGGUGAGCGGUUGACCGAGCUUCUCAAGCAGAAGCAGUACUCGCCCAUGGCCGUCAACGAGAUGGUUCCCCUUAUCUUCGCCGGUGUCAACGGCUACCUCGACUCGGUCCCCGUCAACAAGAUCCUCCAGUGGGAGGCUGACUUCCUUGCCCACCUCAAGACCAACGAGGCCGACCUGAUGGCUACGAUUGACAAGGAGGGUGCCAUCAGCAAGGAGCUCGAGGCCAGGUUGAGGGAGAUCAUCCAGAACUUCACCAAGAGCUUCCUGGGUUAAUUUGCACGUAAUUUAAAGCGCUCCCGAGGAUCGACGGGGGGUUAGCCGACGAUAAAGACGGAGGAUGUCCAUAUCGCAUCGGGGCCGUGUGUUUCUAGAGCAGGGGGGUUUCCGUCUUUCGUGUGCUGGAUGAGCAAGGACGCGCGCGGAGGGGAGUGUUCUCCCGUCAAAUCCAUUGUAAAAUAGAGCGAAGACUCAAUCAAGCACUCGAUUCCUUUUGUCCUCGAAAGUUGAGGGUUUCUGAAGGCUGGGUGCCGUCCGAGCCGGAGAGUUGCGUCGGGUCUGGCCGUUGCUGCGGGUGAGUGGGGCCCGGCCGAGUAACGAUUCCGGAUGGGAACAGCGGCUGGUGAC
This is a messenger RNA of Thermothielavioides terrestris NRRL 8126, 2155 nucleotides long. RefSeq lists its product as uncharacterized. Gene Ontology annotation, biological process: proton motive force-driven ATP synthesis; proton transmembrane transport. The record is from RefSeq and is a predicted model, not a curated record. The coding region runs from base 149 to 1804 and encodes 551 amino acids. The transcript has 9 exons. Gene Ontology annotation, molecular function: proton-transporting ATP synthase activity, rotational mechanism; ATP binding; ADP binding. NCBI's taxonomy places the organism in Eukaryota, Fungi, Ascomycota, Sordariomycetes, Sordariales, Chaetomiaceae.